AGCACUCGUAUUCCGGUAAGCACGGUGUUGAUUUAUCAAAGAAAAAAAAUUCUUAGCGGUGCCUGUGAGUGAUUUAAAGUGAAACAAUGAGAGUGAUUGUGAUCAUUUUGGCUACACUUGUGGCACAAGGAUACUCCCAGCAGCGAUGGUGCUACAUUUGUGAAAAUUGCAAUGAUCCUUUCAAUAGCGGUGACCACGAACGGCAACAGUGCACCGCGGAUAAUGUCUUUCCACAGCCUGGACCACCUGGGCCAGGACCAACAACCACCCCAGAAGCACCAUUGACAACUACACAACCCACAUUGACCCCGUCAACGGAACCACCUGCAGACACACCACCUCCAGGUCCCCCAGCCGAUGGUACCCCCACAACCACCCUCUUCCCACCAACUCCAGGAGUUGGUCCAGGAGAUGUGCCACUCCUCAGGCGACGACGAAAUGCUUCUCUGCGUCAGGAUCCUUCUGAGGAACCAGCUCCAACGCAGGAAGCCUUCCGCUGCUUCGUUGCACACCGUGAAGUUGCUGGAAAUCGUCAGACACAGAGAGGAUGCACACUUUACAUGGGCGAAGACACUUGCGCUGCUCUUGGGGUUACUGGAGAUAAUUGCCGUGUUUGCAAUAGCGAUGGUUGCAACAGUGGGACAAGAUUCACCUUGUCAAUCUUGACGCUCAUCGCGGCACUUUUCAUCGCAAUUCGACUUCAUUAGGCUGAGAAAAGAAAAAAAAAACUUUGGUGAGACUAUCCAGUCUCUCUUAGAUAGUUCGUUAGGUGACUUUAAUUGCCAAUUAUAUACGCCAACUUUAUGUAUUCAACGUCACAUAUAUAAUAUUGUUUUUUGUAUAAGUUUCUUCUAAGAAUAGCAUGUACAUAUAAUACGAGAUUAAACAAUUUGGUCUCUUUGUGUUAUUUAUUAAGUCAGAAUGUAUCAAAGUUCGCCAUGCAAUUCAGCAAACUUAAAGUGUCUCAUACUCAUUUCUCAUGUAUUCUGCUCAAUAAAUUAAUUAUUGAUCACAAA
Lutzomyia longipalpis is the source of this 1016-nucleotide messenger RNA. RefSeq names its product platelet glycoprotein Ib alpha chain-like. The coding region runs from base 87 to 707 and encodes 206 amino acids. NCBI's taxonomy places the organism in Eukaryota, Metazoa, Arthropoda, Insecta, Diptera, Psychodidae. The record is from RefSeq and is a predicted model, not a curated record. The transcript is spliced from 3 exons.